Molecule: messenger RNA, 480 nt
Organism: Australozyma saopauloensis
Lineage: Eukaryota; Fungi; Ascomycota; Pichiomycetes; Serinales; Metschnikowiaceae
Product: glutathione peroxidase
Exons: 1
Coding region: 1-480 (159 amino acids)
Biological process (GO): cellular response to oxidative stress
Molecular function (GO): glutathione peroxidase activity
Source: RefSeq, a predicted model, not a curated record
AUGUCUUCCUUCUACGACCUCGCUCCCUUGGACGCCAAAGACCAGCCAUACCCCUUCGACCAAUUGAAAGGCAAGGUCGUUCUCAUUGUGAACGUAGCCUCCAAGUGUGGAUUCACUCCCCAAUACAAGGAACUCGAGGAAUUGAACAAGAAAUACGGCGACAACGUGCAGAUCCUCGGCUUCCCAUGUAACCAAUUCGGAUGGCAGGAGCCCGGCAACUCCGACGAAAUCGCCACGUUCUGUCUGGCCAACUACGGUGUGAGUUUCCCAGUGUUAAAGAAGAUCGACGUCAAUGGCGCCAAGGCCGACCCCGUGUACAAAUUCUUGAAGUCGCAGAAGUCGGGCUUGUUGGGGCUUACCCGGGUCAAGUGGAACUUCGAGAAGUUCUUGAUUGACAAGGAGGGUAAGGUCGUUGAGAGAUACUCAUCGGUGACCAAGCCUGCGUCGUUGACAGGGACAAUUGAUGGCUUGCUCAAGUAG